CAGCGAGCGGCCGCAGCUGCCGUCGAUCCGCCACCGCGAUGGCAGCCGCUGUCCUGCGGGCAGAGCCGCCCCCCGCCCCGGCGCCCCUCGGCGGGUCCGGCCCCGCGCCCGGGGAGCGGAGCGAGCUGCCGCCUCCGGGGAGCCGGGACCGGGAGCCGGCCCGGCAGGAGGGCGAGGCGCAGAGCGAGCCGGGGGCCUGGGGAGGCGAAGGAGGCGCCCGGCCGGGGGACAGCGGGGCCCCGGGUCUGGGGGGCGAGGACGGAGCGUGGGAGCCUCUCCUGGAUCAGCGCAAAGCCCCAGCUGCCUGCGGCCCCGCCAGCGCGCCCCUGGGCGGGGGGCACCUCUGCCCGGCGCCAGCCCCGCUCAGCCUGGUGCCAGCGGCUGGCAGCAGCCCAGGGGCUCCCCAGGGGCUGCCCAGCCUGGAAAGGACCUCCAGCCAGACCUCCAGCCGGAGCCUGAGCCCCCCCAGCACGGGGCCAGGAGAGCAGGCCCCGGGCAGCGCGGCCGAGUCCUGCUGCGUCCCGGGGGAAGCUGGCAGCGCCGAGGAGGAGUGCCCCAUCUGCACGGAGCCCUAUGACAGCGGGCGGCACACGCGGGCCCUGCUCAACUGCAGACACGUGCUAUGCAGCGACUGCCUGCACGCCAUCAUGGACCGGGCCGGCGCCGCCGACAUCGGCCGCGUGCGCUGCCCCAUCUGCCGCCAGAAGACCCCCAUGCUGGAGUGGGAAAUCUGCAAACUCCAGGAGGAGCUGCUGCUGCUGCACACCCAGCCUGCCCCGGCCUCCCCGCUGGCACUGCCCAUGCCGCCCCCACUGCCGCCCCGGAGGCCAGGGCUCUGCGGGGCACUGGAGCACCACUUCCAGGUGCGCUUCCACACCAGCCGCAUGUUCGGCUGCCUGCCCUGCGUGCGCUACCCCCUGUGCCUGGUCAGCGGCCUGGGCAGCCUGCAACGCCACUGCCGCUGCUGCUACCUGCUUUCGCUGGCCGCGCUGCUGGCCGCAGAGACGCUCAGCCUGCUGCUCAUCUUCCUGCCCAUCGUGCUGCUCGUGCUGCUCUUCCUCAUCCUGGACAAAUAGCGCCGAGAGCUGCACCCCAGAGCCUGGAGGCCUCCCCAGCGAAGCCCUUUCCAGCUGGGUUGGGCUUCUGUCCCCGCUGUGGGUAAGAACAUAAGAAUGGCCCUGCUGGGUCAGACCAAGGGUCCAUCUAGCCCAGUAUCCUGUCGUCUGACAGUGGCCAGUGCCCCGCGCCCCAGAGGGAAUGAACAGAACAGCUAAUCAUCCAGU
Mauremys mutica (yellowpond turtle) is the source of this 1283-nucleotide messenger RNA. RefSeq names its product E3 ubiquitin-protein ligase TRIM33-like. NCBI's taxonomy places the organism in Eukaryota, Metazoa, Chordata, Testudines, Geoemydidae. The transcript is spliced from 2 exons. Bases 39 to 1076 code for a protein of 345 amino acids. Gene Ontology annotation, biological process: protein autoubiquitination; protein K29-linked ubiquitination; protein K63-linked ubiquitination. Gene Ontology annotation, molecular function: ubiquitin protein ligase activity. Gene Ontology annotation, cellular component: endoplasmic reticulum membrane. The record is from RefSeq and is a predicted model, not a curated record.